UCACAACAGUUUCUAUUCUCCACUUUCUUAUAAAAUUACCAUUUAUAGACAAAGUGUCUCAAACUUUGUUCUAAUCUAAAAACAUUCUUAAACUUUGUCAACAAUUUUUUGUGUGCAUGUGUUACUCCAAUGGGGGAAGAAUUAAGUUUUGUAAUGGAAAACACAUCAAUGGAGGAAGAAGUUGAAGAAAGAGAUCCAGAAAGAAAUCCAAUGAAUGAACCACUUCUAAAGAGGAAUAGAACACUUUCUUCAAAUCCACUUGCUCUUGUUGGAGCAAAAGUUUCCUACAUAGAAAGCUUAGAUUAUGAGAUCAAUGAGAAUGAUUUGUUCAAGCAAGAUUGGAGAAGUAGAUCAAGAGGUCAAGUGAUGCAAUACAUUAUCUUGAAAUGGUUACUUGCAUUCCUUGUUGGACUUCUUACUGGUGUUAUAGCUACUCUUAUCAAUCUUGCUGUUGAGAAUAUUUCAGGGUAUAAACUCCUUACUGUUGUUGGAUACAUUCAACAAGAAAGGUACUUGAUGGGAUUUCUAUAUUUCUUGGGGACUAAUUUCUUGUUGACAUUCAUUGCUUCAAUUCUGUGUGUUUGUUUUGCUCCAACUGCUGCUGGACCAGGCAUACCUGAAAUCAAAGCUUAUCUUAAUGGUGUUGAUACUCCAAACAUGUAUGGUGCUACAGUUUUGUUUGUUAAGAUAAUUGGAAGCAUAGGAGCUGUUUCAGCAGGUCUAGACUUAGGAAAAGAAGGUCCAUUAGUACACAUAGGAAGCUGCAUUGCUUCCUUACUAGGCCAAGGAGGUCCAGACAAUCAUAGAAUCAAAUGGAAAUGGGUAAGAUACUUCAACAACGAUCGCGACCGUCGCGAUCUAAUCACAUGUGGAGCUUCGUCGGGGGUUUGCGCGGCUUUCCGAGCUCCGGUUGGCGGCGUUCUCUUUUCUCUUGAAGAGGUUGCAAGUUGGUGGAGAAGUGCUCUUUUAUGGAGAACUUUUUGUAGCACAGCUGUUGUUGUGGUUGUUCUAAGGGCAUUCAUUGAACUUUGUCAUGAAGGGAAAUGUGGUCUUUUUGGUGAAGGAGGUUUGAUUAUGUUUGAUGUUAGUAAUGUUGCUGUGAGUUAUAAUGUUAUGGAUAUUGUUCCUGUUGCUAUUAUUGGAAUCAUUGGUGGUGUCUUGGGAAGCCUUUAUAACUAUCUUCUUCAUAAGAUCCUUAGGGUCUAUAAUCUCAUCAAUCAGAAAGGAAAAAUAUACAAGCUUCUUCUAAGUCUCUCAGUAUCAAUCUUCACAUCAGCAUGUCAAUAUGGUCUUCCAUUCCUAGUAAAAUGUACACCAUGUGAUGAUCUAUCAAUGUGUCCUACAAAUGGAAAAUCAGGAAACUACAAACAAUUCAACUGUCCAAAUGGCCAUUACAAUGACCUAGCUACUCUUCUACUCACAACAAAUGAUGAUGCAGUUAGAAACAUUUUCUCAACAAACACACCUCAUGAAUAUCAACCUUUUUCAAUCUUGAUAUUUUUCACACUAUAUUGCAUAUUAGGUUUAAUCACUUUUGGCAUUGCUGUUCCAUCAGGACUUUUUUUACCUAUCAUAUUAAUCGGUUCGGGUUAUGGACGUCUCCUCGGAAUCAUAAUGAGGCCUUACACAAAUAUUGAUCAUGGUUUGUUAGCUGUUCUUGGUGCAGCUUCCUUGAUGGCAGGGUCAAUGAGAAUGACUGUUUCACUUUGUGUUAUCUUUCUUGAACUUACCAACAAUCUUCUUUUGCUACCGAUAACAAUGAUCGUUCUUCUCAUAGCGAAAACCGUUGGAGAUAGUUUCAAUCCAAGUGUUUAUGAGAUGAUACUUCAUUUGAAGGGUUUACCUUUUAUGGAUGCUGAUCCCGAACCGUGGAUGAGAAAUUUAUCCGUCGGAGAACUUAUUGAUGUUAAAUCAUCGGUUGUUAGUUUUCGCGGCAUUGAAAAGGUUUCCAACAUUGUUGAUGCCUUGAAGAACACUACACAUAAUGGUUUUCCUGUGAUGGAUGAUGGUGAUGAAGUUGAGAUAGUAAAAUUGCAUGGAGUGAUUUUAAGAGCACAUUUGAUAAAAGUGCUUAAGAAAAAGUGGUUUUUGAAAGAGAAAAGGAGAACUGAGGAAUGGGAAGUUAGGGAGAAAUUUAGUUGGGUUGAGUUGGCUGAGAGAGAAGAAAAUAUUGAAGAUGUUAUUGGUGUUACAAAAGAAGAAAUGGAAAUGUUUGUUGAUCUUCAUCCUCUUACUAAUACAACUCCUUUCACCGUGUUAGAGAGUAUGUCCGUAGCAAAAGCCCGAAUCCUUUUCAGACAAGUCGGACUUCGUCAUAUGCUUGUUGUACCGAAGUAUCAAGCGUCCGGGGUGUCUCCAGUAAUUGGGAUCUUGACAAGGCAGGAUCUACUUGCCUACAACAUUCUACCAGUCUUUCCUCACUUGGAAAAUUCUAAGGGCAGAGAAAAAAGCAAUUGAAGCUCUUAUAAUCAUUGAAUGUCCAUUCAGUUUAUUGGAAAAAGUCUAUUUCAUUUCACAAAUUUUCCCCCUCAGUUUUGUAUUACUUUGGCCAAUGCAUAGAGAGAUAAGAUAAUAGUAACAAUGUUAUACUAUAUUCAAAUUUCUUAUUCUUUCCACACAAUUUUUAUCAAGGUAAUGAAAAAAUAUUCCCUUUAUUA
This is a messenger RNA of Medicago truncatula (barrel medic), 2657 nucleotides long. Its product is annotated as chloride channel protein CLC-a. Bases 130 to 2457 code for a protein of 775 amino acids. The transcript has 6 exons. Gene Ontology annotation, cellular component: intracellular membrane-bounded organelle; plant-type vacuole membrane. Lineage: Eukaryota; Viridiplantae; Streptophyta; Magnoliopsida; Fabales; Fabaceae. Gene Ontology annotation, molecular function: nitrate:proton symporter activity; voltage-gated chloride channel activity. Gene Ontology annotation, biological process: transmembrane transport; chloride transport. The record is from RefSeq and is a predicted model, not a curated record.